AUGAGGAUCAUACCCCUGCUACAUUGGCUUGGGGUGUUUCCACCUUUUUCAGGACACAUUUGGGCUGUGCAACCCCACUAUCAAAGUCCCCCAGAAGUGGUGAUUCCCUUGAGGGUAACUGGCACUGGCAGAAGCAUGCAGCCACCAGGCUGGCUCUCUUACAGUCUUCAUUUGGGGGGCCAGAGACAUGUUUUCCACAUGCAGGUCAAGAAGCAUUUGCUGCCCAGACACCUCCCAGUGUUUACCUACACAGACCAGGGUGCUCUCCUGGAAGACAAGCCUUUUGUCCAAAAUGACUGCUAUUACCACGGUUAUGUGGAAGGUGACCCAGAAUCCCUUGUUGCCCUCAGUACCUGUUUUGGUGGCUUUCGAGGAUUGUUACAGAUAAAUUAUGUUGUUUAUGAAAUUAAGCCCAUGAUUUUUUCUACUGAAUUUGAACAUCUGUUAUAUAAAGUGGACAGUGAGGAGACUCAAUUCCCAACCAUGAAAUCUGGCUUUAUGCAAGAGGAGAUUGUACACCAAUUUGAGUUUCAAGAGACUGGUAAUUUUACUCUGAAACAAAGUCAUAUUAAGGGCUGGUGGAUCCAUAGUAUCAUUGUUGAAGUUGGAGCAGUGGUGGACAAUACUCUAUAUAAUCAUUUUAAACAGAAUAUCUCAAGGUUACAGGAGGAUCUAUUUCUUAUUGUAAAUAUAGUGGAUUCCAUUUAUCAGGAACUGGGUGUUAAGGUGUUAUUGUUUGGUAUGGAGAUCUGGAAUAAAAGAAACCAUGUUGAACUGGGAUCUGAAACUAGAACUCUGACAGAUUUUUGCAUCUGGAAGACUGGUAACAUUGAUGCCCGCAUGGCACAUGAUACUAUACAUCUUUUUAUAAAUAAGACAAUAAGAGGAAUAACUGGUUUAGGCUAUGUUAAAGGAAUGUGUAAACCAAAGUACAGUUGUGCAAUUGUUACUUUUGCAGACAGAACCGUGCCCAUUAUUGGAAUUGCAAUGGCUCAUCAUUUAGGUCAUAAUUUGGGUAUGCAUCAUGACAGUGAAUACUGUAUGUGUUCAGUAGGUUAUUACAGAUGUAUAAUGCAUUAUGAUAACCCACAAAUAGUCCAAUUUAGCAAUUGCAGUUUUUCUCAAUUUUGGGACUAUUCUGUACAUGAGGCACAAUGUUUGCGGUACACUGUAUACCAAAAGGAUAUAUUUUCAAGGAAACGCUGUGGAAAUGGUAUUGUUGAAGAAGGCGAACAGUGUGACUGUGGAUCUUUUCAGAAUUGUUCAAAAGAUGCCUGUUGUCUGACAAACUGCACCCUGAGUUUUGGGUCUGCUUGUGCUUUUGGGCUUUGUUGCAAGGACUGCCAGUUCUUACCAUCAGGAGAAAAGUGUAGAAAGGAGAUCAAUGCAUGUGAUCUUCCCGAAUGGUGCAAUGGGACAUCCCAUAUGUGCCCAGAUGAUGUAUAUGUAGAGGAUGGAAUUCCCUGUAAUAACAGUGCCUACUGCUAUGAAAAGAGAUGUAAUGACCGCAAUACACAGUGCAGGCAGAUUUUUGGCCAACAGGCAAAAAAUGCACAAAACAUUUGCUACAAACAAGUAAAUACUCAAGGUGAUCGUUUUGGUAACUGUGGAGUUGAAGGCUCUUCAUAUCUAAAAUGCAAUAUGUCAAAUAUCCUGUGUGGGAGAAUUCAGUGCGAUAACGUGACAGAAAUUCCCCUUCUGAGAGAGCAUUCUACUGUGCAUGGGACUCGCUUCAAGGACGUCACCUGCUGGGGUACAGACUACCAUAUUGGGAUGACCAUACCUGAUAUUGGUGAAGUGAAAGAUGGUACUGAGUGUGGCCAAGAACAUGUCUGCAUCCAAAGGAAGUGUGUCCAUCUCUCUCUCUUGGACAGUAAUUGUUCACCUACGUUCUGUAACAUGAGGGGGAUCUGUAACAAUAAACAUCAUUGCCAUUGCAACUAUAAGUGGGACCCUCCCAACUGCCUAAUAAGAGGCGAUGGCGGUAGUGUUGACAGCGGCCCACCCCCUAGAAGAACGAGGAUAAAGAAGAUUUACCUCUUAAUACCAUUUCUUAUUUUGCUGUUACUUCUACUAUGCUGUCUUCUUUUGCUUUGUAUGAGGAAAAAACCUAAAGGACAAAAGCAAAAAAGUCAGCCUCAACCUGAAAAAUCCAAAGCAAAAAACUGA
Messenger RNA from Phacochoerus africanus (Common warthog), 2169 nucleotides. Its product is annotated as disintegrin and metalloproteinase domain-containing protein 29-like. Gene Ontology annotation, biological process: male gonad development; proteolysis. The coding region runs from base 1 to 2169 and encodes 722 amino acids. The record is from RefSeq and is a predicted model, not a curated record. The transcript has a single exon. Gene Ontology annotation, molecular function: metalloendopeptidase activity. Gene Ontology annotation, cellular component: external side of plasma membrane; sperm head plasma membrane; plasma membrane. NCBI's taxonomy places the organism in Eukaryota, Metazoa, Chordata, Mammalia, Artiodactyla, Suidae.